Anas platyrhynchos (mallard) is the source of this 1592-nucleotide messenger RNA. It is a transcript of the gene HARBI1, whose product is annotated as harbinger transposase derived 1. The record is from RefSeq and is a predicted model, not a curated record. Lineage: Eukaryota; Metazoa; Chordata; Aves; Anseriformes; Anatidae.
AGCGGGGAGGGAGGAGGCGAGGCGGGGAGCAGCGAGGCAGCGCCCCCUCAGCAGCCGCCCCCCUGCCCGCCCUCCCCACCCUCCUCGCUCCCUGGGGGCUGGCGUGAAGCUGUGGCGAAUCUGUCCCCCCCCCCCCGGGUGUCGGCCAUGGCCGUGCCCGUGGCGGUGCUGGACUGCGACCUGCUGCUGUACGGCCGCGGGCAGCGCACGCUGGACAGGUUCAGGCUGGAGGAUGUGACGGACGAGUACCUGGUGGCCACCUACGGCUUCCCCCGCCGCUUCAUCCGCUACCUGGUGGAGCUGCUGGGGGCCAGCCUGACGCGCCCCACGCAGCGCUCCAGGGCCAUCAGCCCCGAGACGCAGGUGCUGGCGGCGCUGGGCUUCUACACCUCGGGCUCCUUCCAGACCCGCAUGGGCGACGCCAUGGGCAUCAGCCAGGCCUCCAUGAGCCGCUGCGUCGCCAACGUCACCGAGGCGCUGGUGGAAAGGGCCUCGCGCUUCAUCCGCUUCCCCCAGGACGAGGCGGCGGUGCAGGGCCUGAAGGAGGACUUCUACGGGCUGGCGGGCAUGCCGGGGGUGCUGGGGGUGGUGGACUGCACGCACGUGGCCAUCAAAGCGCCCAACGCCGAGGACCUGGCCUACGUCAACCGCAAGGGCCUGCACUCGCUCAACUGCCUGAUGGUGUGCGACGCCCGAGGGGCCCUGCUGAGCGCGGAGACGCACUGGCCAGGCAGCCUGCCGGACUGCGCCGUCCUGCAGCAGGCAGCCCUCGCCAGCCAGUUCGAAAACGCGCUCCAUAAGGACGGCUGGCUGCUUGGUGACAGCUCCUUCUUUCUCCGAACCUGGCUGAUGACCCCCCUGCACAUCCCCGAGACCCCCGCAGAGUACCGCUACAACAUGGCGCACUCCGCCACCCACAACGUCAUUGAGCGGACAUUCAGAACCAUUCGGUCGCGCUUCCGCUGCCUGGACGGGUCCAAAGGCACCCUGCAGUAUUCCCCGGAGAAAUCCAGCCACAUCAUUCUGGCCUGCUGCGUGCUCCAUAACAUCUCCCUAGAACACGGGCUGGACGUGUGGUCCUCCCCGGCCACGGGACACGUGGAGCAGCCCGAAGAGGAGUAUGAGCAGAUGGAAUCAAUGGACUCGGAAGCCUGUCGUAUUCGCCAGGAGCUUCUACUUACACACUUUAGCUAGUGUUGUGACAGGGGGAGGGCUUCAGCAGGUCAUCUGAGAUGAUACAGAGAGCAACUGUGUCCCUCUCCUUAAGUUUGUAAUGACUGUGUGGGUGUGGGAUGAGGGCAAAUUUUAUUCAUUUCAGGGGGUAUUAUGAGCUUCUCUUGAUCUCCUCAGAGGUGUCAUGUAAUUGCUAAAUGUUUACUGUUACUGAUGCUUGUAGACUCCCCUUUUAUUUCGGGAACAAUGACUGUAAUGUGAGAUCAACGGAGAGCCUUGGGACGUUGUCUUUGAUAACAAUGGCAAACCUGUAAGCCUUGCACUACUUCACAACAGCUCCGUGCCUCUUUGUAACCCGAAUCACCGCUGAGUUUUAAAUCAGCGUUUCACACAAAUUAAACUCCUGUGCAGACCCCGAA